This is a messenger RNA of Lytechinus pictus (painted urchin), 3757 nucleotides long. Its product is annotated as angiotensin-converting enzyme-like. Gene Ontology annotation, biological process: proteolysis. The transcript has 13 exons. Gene Ontology annotation, cellular component: plasma membrane. Gene Ontology annotation, molecular function: metallopeptidase activity; peptidyl-dipeptidase activity. The record is from RefSeq and is a predicted model, not a curated record. Bases 163 to 2118 code for a protein of 651 amino acids. NCBI's taxonomy places the organism in Eukaryota, Metazoa, Echinodermata, Echinoidea, Temnopleuroida, Toxopneustidae.
ACAUUGGGUUAUGAUUAGAGAGAUACCGACAGUCCAGGCAAGCCGGUUCUUAUUCCUCGUUUCCUUAUUACGAGCUUGUGGAAACAAAAUCAUGAAAAUAGAUCUGGCAGAAAGAAUAUCGGGGCCAAUAGCAUAAAGUAAUCAAAGCAGUCUCACGCGAUCAUGGGUUCACAAAGUCACAGUUUGUGUCUUCUCGCGAUCAUCAUCGCCGUCGUUGUGCCUCCAUCCCAACUGGUCAGCACCGAUGAUGUCGAUGGAAGUGGUGAUCGUUGGGAUACCCGUCUGGAUGAAGCUUUGGUGUUCUUGGACGAGUAUAAUUCGACAGCGGAGAUUGUGUUUUUCGAGUCCAACUCGGCAAAAUGGGAUUUCGUGACCAACCUUACCGAUUUUAAUCAAGAGAAAAGUGUUCAAGCCAGUCUGAAAGAGUCCGUUUUUCGUAAGAACUCUGCGAUGAGGGCUCGCGAGUUCGAUGAUGUCAAGGAUAGUUUUCCCGAGGACGUUCAGCGUCUACUUGGUUUUAUAGCCGACAUCGGCGUAUCUGCACUCGACAACGACACCGUAAAUGAGUACAAUGAGAUCAUGGCUGAGAUGAAAAGGAUAUACAGCUCUACCCCAAUAUGUCGGCCUGAUGACCCAUCAGAGUGUCUCAAACUUGAACCGGAUCUCACGGAGAUUUUGGCGACCUCAACGGACUGGGAUGAACUAAUGUGGGCUUGGCAGGAGUUCCGUAACAUAAUAGGGAAAGCUAACAAACCAUAUUACGUCAGAUACGUGGAUAUAGCUAAUCAAGGAGCAAGAGCGAAUGGUUAUGAUGACCUUGGUGAUUACUGGAGGUCUGAUUAUGGCGACGACCUCGAGACACAAGUUUAUGAACUCUACAAUGCUAUUCUACCACUUUAUAAACAGCUUCAUGCCUAUGUGAGACGAAAGCUGAAUGGAAUAUACGGAUCUGAACACGUCUCCCUCACUGGCCUCCUCCCGGCGAAUGUACUAGGGGACAUGUGGGGACGUUUCUGGAAUAUCUAUCCACACGUGGUGCCGUACCCUGAUCUUCCUGAUAUCGACGUAUCUGAUGAAAUGGUUAGACAGAAUUAUACGGUGGACAGGCUGUUCCGUAUGGCAGAUGAUUUCUUCAGCUCCAUGGGUCUAAUUCCAGCCAACGAUGCAUUCUGGGAGAAUUCAAUGUUCGAGAGACCCGAUGAUGGAAGGAGAGUGCUAUGCCACCCCCAGGCAUGGGACUUCCUCAACAGAGAAGACUUUAGGAUCAAGAUGUGCACGGAAGUGAACAUGGACUACUUUAUGACAGUUCACCACGAAUUAGGUCACAUCCAGUAUGCUAUGAAUUACAAACACCAACCGGUAUCCUUCCGCCGGGGAGCUAACGGUGCGUUCCACGAGGCCAUUGGGGAAGUGAUAGCACAAUCGGUAGCCACGCCCAAACAUUUGAAAGUGGUGGGAUUGUUUGACGGGGAUGACGACCCGAUGAAUGUAACAAACACAGAUAUAAACUUCUUGUUGAAGAUGGCAUUACAAACAAUUGGAACCCUUCCAUUCAGCUUAGCUUUGGAGCAAUGGAGAUGGGAUGUAUUCAGCGGGAAAACAAACGUCAGUGAGGGAACAGCAAGAUGGUGGCAACUUAAGAAUGAUCUGAUCGGGGUCAAAGCUCCCGUUGAAAGAACUGACGACGAUUUCGAUGCCGGUGCCAUGCUUCAUAUCAUUAUAUCGUAUCCAUUUAUUGGAUACUAUAUCCGGACUAUCAUUCAGUUCCAGUUUUACCAGUCUCUUUGCCAGUUAGCAGGACACACGGGACCACUCCAUAAAUGCGACUUCUAUCAAUCUACUGAAGCUGGCGACAAAUUGGCAGCAAUGUUAUCACUGGGCAAAAGCCGCCCAUGGCCUGAAGCGAUGGAGGCCCUCACCGGUCAGAGAGAGAUGAAAGCAGACGCCAUCUUGGAAUACUUUCGACCCCUGAUGGAAUGGCUGGAGAAAACUAACGAAGAGAACGGAGAUGUGAUUGGAUGGUCAGGCACAUCAGAAAUUUCUUCAGGUUCUGCACCGCUGGGAGUUGGUAGCAUGUUGAUGGUCUGCUUCUUCGCCUUCAUUUCAAAAAGUAUAUAAAUGGCCUAAUCAUCUCUACAGUAUGUCUUUGAAUGAGAAAUAACGCGUCGAUUUGCAUCUUAAAAAAAGGGAUUCAGGAUAAAUUCUUUAUGAAAAUAAAAGGUUUAGGGUGCACUUUGACUUCUCGCUUGUCUAUGGGCGAUUCCAUGCGAUAAAUCAGCCAUUUUCACAACAUUUCAGCUUUUCAACAUUGAAUUUCAACAAAUCAGCCAUUUGCACAACUUGCUGUCUGAACAAACGAGUAACUUCAACUGAAUUUGUGGUAAUAAAGUAUUGUACUGCGUAGUCUUGUGAAAAAUGACAAACAUCAUAUUAAUGUUAAUUGUCCAUGGGUGAAUUACAGGUUAAAAUGUUGCGUGUCGUUUCGGACACCUCUGCGUCAUGUUCGACACGAAACAUUUUAACCUCUAGGUCUAAUUCAUCCUUGUACAACAUAAUUUUGUUUGUGGUCAUUUUUAUCUCGAGGCAACACACUAGAACUUAUUAUUACCACAAAAACAGAUGGAAGUUCCCCGUUCGUUUGGAAAGUAAGUUAUAAAAUUUUGUGAAACUAGCAUGGAAUCGCCCCUAUGUGUUUCUUAGAUAGUCCAAAGUCAACUCUUUUGUAAAUGCCUUACACGUUCACGUGGAAUUUUUACGAGAAUGAUUGUUUGUAAAUAUCACUUGCACGGUAUGAUUUUUUUUUUAAUCUCUUUCGUUUGCGCUUUAUAGAUAGAUAGAUAGACCAAUUCCAACUCAUAGCAAUUAAAUUCAUACUUUCUGUCGCACGAAACAGAUUGAUAUUCAACUGUCUACUUCUAAAUGAUUGUAAAACGUAUGAUUGGCUCGAUUUAAAGUUGGCUUGCACCUGGUAUCAGCGUAUACUAUAUAAAUACUUGUUGGCCAUAAACAAGCUCUUGAUUCAAGUCACAUAUUGACGUACUUGACGAGCUUAGGGCUUUACGGUUUCACGGAUGUAGCAUGACUGAAUUGAAAAUUAUCAUUCUGACCCGCAGGGAAGUAUACUUGGUCCUUUGCUUUUUAAGAUUCAAGUUGAUUAUUUUGUUUAUUCUUAUUAAACAUUAAAUUUGUACUCUAUGUAAAUGGUAUUAUAAAAUGUUGUCGCUUUGUUUGAAUUGGCUAAUAAUACAGUUUGUUGCAGACUGGGUGAAAGCAGAUAAGUUGAAGAUUAAUAUGAAUACAAUCGAAUACAUAUUCGUGUAUUAAUUUUGGAAUACCAUCUGUCUCUAAAUUAACCAUUACAAUAGAUAAUACUGAAACUGAAAACGAUCACAGCAUAAGCAUUUCAGAUGUAAUGAUCGACGGAAGACUAAAUUGGACAAAUAUGUCAACAUUAUUCAUGAGCAAUAAUCGCCUACUGUAGGCAUUGUGCGCAAAAUUAUGAUCAUUUUAUGCCAUUAAAAAUGCUAGGCAGUGCCUUAUCUUGCCGAAUCCAAAAUAUAUUGUGGAAUGGCAUCUAUAUUUAUUGUGUCACAAUGUAAUUCAUGUUUUAAAUUUGCUUUGUAAAAUUCAGAUUUUUUAUUAAGCGGUAAGAAGAGGAAACAUUUAUGGUAUAUUGCAAAGUUUAUAUAAAACUAUUACAUGUGAUGGCGGUAGUACCAGAUUAAUGAAUUUCAUAAUUUUAAAUAUAAAAAUAUAA